CGGUAGAUCAACCGUCUACGCGGUUUGGAUGGGAAUAACUAAUCCCUGUGCUUCCGCUAGCGGAGAUGGCGGUGGGUCUGUUUUCGUCCCCUCUGUCGUUUUGCCUUUAACAUGGUACCUAUCUCGCCGUCUUCACCGUUUCUUACUUGCAGCCUUCUCUCCUUCCUGUCUCAUCUUCUUUCAACCCAAUUCCUGUCCAUUGUCUCGCAGUGCCGCCUGGUGCUGGCGCAAACUUCCCCGCAAUGGACGCCGAGAUCGAGCUGCCCCGUUCGUCAUCUUUCGUUAUCGACUCCGGGAAUGAGACGGAAAUAAGACCCAACCCUCUUCGCCCCGCAGACGUGGAGAAGGACUUUGACAGAGCAUCCGCACAGUCGAAAUCCGACUCUGAGAGCGAUAGCAACCCGAUUGCCUACCACUAUUUGACCUUCGAAACGGAACUGCCGCAUCCUUCGACCCUCGACCCUCCGUGCGAAGGCGCGCCGGCCCCGCCAGAAUGCCCGAACCUCAAGAAGUACCAGAACCCGUUCGAAUGGUCCCACAAGCGCAAAUCGAUAAUCCUCUGGCUCUCGUGUGCCGCUACAGCCAUGACUGCUUUCACCGCCGGGUCGUAUAGUCCGGGCGUUGGUCAGAUGACGGACGCUUGGCACGUCAGCAAUGUUGCAGCCCUGGUCGGCAUCACGAUCUUCACAUGCGGCUUCGCGGUUGCGCCCAUGGUUCUAGCGCCCUUCUCCGAGAUCCAGGGACGCAAGCCGGUGUUCCUGACCUGCGGAAUCCUCUUCGUCAUCUGCCAGCUGUGCUGUGCCGUGACGCAGAGUUACGGCGGCAUGUUGGCUGCGCGCUUCUUUGCCGGUGUCGGCGGCAGCACGUUUUCAACAAUGGUAGGAGGAGUGGUUAGCGACAUUUACCAUGCGAAGGACCGCAACACGCCCAUGGCCAUGUUCAGUGGCGCGGCGCUACUAGGCACCGGCCUCGGGCCGCUUUGCUGCGGUUGGAUCGCCGAGAGGACGACAUGGCGCUGGAUCUUCUACAUGCAAACAAUUUUGGAUGGCGCGCUCAUGGUCGUCGUGUGCAUCUGCUUCCAAGAGACCCGCGGCAGCGUCCUGCUGAGCCGCAAGGCUGCCGCGCUGAACAAGUGGUACGAGGCGCGUGAACAGGCCGGCUACUUCAACCUCGACAUGCCGCUGGAAACGGAGCUUCUCAAGAAGAUUCCACAGAGAAUCCGAUGGAAAGUGAAAGCGGACGAAGAGCGGGCCAGUCUCAGCACCAUGAUCGGGAUCUCGCUAUACCGGCCCUUCCACCUCCUGCUAACCGAGCCUGUCGUCUUCUUCUUCUCGCUCUGGGUCGCCUUUAGCUGGGCAGUGCUGUACAUGACGCUCGCGGCCAUCCCGCUCGUCUUCGAGACGAACCACCACUUCUCGCUCGGGCAGGCCAACUCCAUCUUCGCGUCCAUGUCAAUCUUCGCCGCGCUGGCGACGGUGCUGAGCAUCGUGCAAGAGAAAUGGGCGCGCGGCUCGGGCAGGCUGGGCAACACGCCCGAGGACCGGCUCUACUUUGCAUGCGCCGAGAGCGCGCUCAUGCCCAUCGGGCUCUUCAUGUUCGGCUGGACAUGCGCGGGCCGCAUCCACUGGAUCGUACCUGCCAUAGCGAUCGGGCUCGCUACCGUAGGAAUCUUCUCCAUCUACCUCUCCGUGUUUAACUACUUGGCGGACUGCUACCACCGCUACGCCUCGUCCGCGCUCGCGGCCCAAAGCUUCUGCCGCAACAUGCUCGGCGGCAUCUUCCCGCUCAUCACGGCGCGCAUGUACAAGCAGCUGACGUUCGGCGGCGCGUCCAGCAUGCUGGGCGGCAUUGGCGCGCUGCUGACCAUUGUGCCCUGGGUGCUGUGUUUUUACGGCCCUAAGAUCCGCGCGCGCAGUAAGUUUGCUAACGAGAUUAUGGGAUAGGUGGGUCGUGUGAGGACGAGGGAGAUGAGAAUGAUGAAGACGAUGUUUAUGUUGCAAGUUGUUGUUAUAUACCCUGCUUGUCUGGUCGGAUGAGUACAGUCGCGAAAAAUACGUACGUGCAUGUUAUGUUGUAUAGGUAGAUGGAAAUGCAGAUAUGAU
This is a messenger RNA of Aplosporella prunicola CBS 121167, 2102 nucleotides long. RefSeq lists its product as uncharacterized. The transcript has 2 exons. Gene Ontology annotation, molecular function: transmembrane transporter activity. The record is from RefSeq and is a predicted model, not a curated record. Lineage: Eukaryota; Fungi; Ascomycota; Dothideomycetes; Botryosphaeriales; Aplosporellaceae. Gene Ontology annotation, biological process: transmembrane transport. Bases 243 to 1943 code for a protein of 566 amino acids.